AUGCAGGCCGCCAACCCAAAUUUUUAUCAUGCACAACGCCUAGAUUCACAUGGAAGGCUGAAAGAUGUUAUUUGGGUUGAUGCGCAGAGCCGUGCAGCCUAUGAAGAAUUUGGGGAUGUCGUUUGCUUUGACGCCACAUAUUUGACAAAUGAGUAUGAACUACCAUUUGUUAAUUUUGUUGGGGUUAACCACCACGGCCAAUCUAUUUUGCUGGAGUGUGCUUUGGUUCCUCGUGAGGAUUGUGAUACAUUCAAAUGGAUAUUGCAGGAAUGGUUGUCGUUUAUGAAUAACCGGGCUCCAAAGGCAACUCUUACUGACCAAGCUGCCGCAAUGCGGAAGCCUAUUGAGGAGGUCAUGCCUCUUACGCGACAUCACUUGUGCAUUUGGCACAUAAUGAGGAAGAUUCCUGAAAAACUAGGUAAAUGUGAAAGGUACAAAGAUUUCAAGGGAUUAUUGAAGGUUGUGGUGUAUGAGAGUUUAACCGUUGAAGAGUUUGAGAAUCGGUGGAAUGGACUUAUUUCUGACUUUAAACUGGAGUGUAAUGAUUGGUUGACUAGCCUAUAUAAGGAGCGGCAUAUGUGGGUUCCAGCAUAUAUGAGAUAUCACUUUUGGGCUGGUAUGAAAACCACACAACGGGUUGAGAGCAUAAAUAGCUUUUUUGAUGGCUUUGUGAAUCGACAUACAAAGUUGUUUGAAUUUCCACAAAAGUAUGCUAAGGCCCUGGAGAAAUGCGUGCGUGAUGAGACAGCCGCGGAUGCCAAUUGUGUGAAAUAUGUUAGGAGGCUAGUUACUGGUUUUGCGGUUGAGAGGGUGUUUCAAAAGUUGUAUACCGACACCAAGUUCCAAGAGGUACAAGCAGAAUGCUCACGAAUGAUGUAUUGCUACUGCAAGGAGGAGAAGAUGUUGAAUGAAAAUACAAUUCAAUAUGUCGUUGAAGAUCGAGUGUGGGUUGUACCAGAGGGGCAGAGUGAGGAAGUAAAUACAAAUCGAAGACGGUAUUACUCCGCCACUUUUAACAAGCAAACGAAGGAGGUGUUAUGUGAAUGCCGGAAAUUCACAACGCAUGGUAUUAUGUGUAAGCAUAUGAUGAGGAUACUGGAUCAGAAUCUCGUUUUAGAAAUACCUGACCAGUAUAUUGUUAGUCGUUGGCGAAAGGAUAUCCUAAGAAAACACACUCGAGUUCGUGUAUCGUACCAUGAUCCUAGUGACAAAGUGGAGGUACAAAGAAGUGCAGCAGUGCAAGCGUCACAAAUCAGAGGAAAGCGUUGA
Molecule: messenger RNA, 1269 nt
Organism: Chenopodium quinoa (quinoa)
Lineage: Eukaryota; Viridiplantae; Streptophyta; Magnoliopsida; Caryophyllales; Amaranthaceae
Product: protein FAR1-RELATED SEQUENCE 6-like
Exons: 3
Coding region: 1-1269 (422 amino acids)
Biological process (GO): regulation of DNA-templated transcription
Molecular function (GO): zinc ion binding
Source: RefSeq, a predicted model, not a curated record